Parnassius apollo (apollo) is the source of this 255-nucleotide messenger RNA. Lineage: Eukaryota; Metazoa; Arthropoda; Insecta; Lepidoptera; Papilionidae. The record is from the annotation of a GenBank genome assembly.
AUGUCUCGGUUAGCGGAAGAAGAUAUAUUACGAGCAUUGACAGAAGAAGACGAUGAUUGUGACACUGAGUUUAUAAAUACCGAACAAGAAUCGGAUGGUGAUGCAGAUCAUAUCAGUGCUCAAAGCAAUACAGAUAGUGAAGUGGAUGCUGACAUACCAUCUUUAGAUUCAGACAGUGAUGACUUACCACUCUCGGAGUUGCAACAAGCUGAUCAUACGGAAUAUUAUACAGGGAAAUAUGGGGUUACAAAAUAG